CCUCGGAGACCUCGUGCUCGCAGCUCGGGCCGAGUCGAGUCUCGCCGAGCGGCGCGGUAGGGCCGAAAGCAGCGCGCGAGUGCCGUGUGCCGCGUAACGCGAUACGUCUUCUCUCCUCUGGGUUCUGGCUCUGCGUCCGGGAGCCAAGGGGCUCCGAGAGGGAGAGUGGCAGCGAAGGAUGCGAUCCGUCGGGCGAGGUCGCUCGUGUCGUCGGUGCGGCCGGACCGGCGAGGGCGAUGCCUCGACGGGUGGGGUAAAAAAAUGUCGAUAGGCGUCCCCUGCCGGAUCUCCGUGGAGGCAGGCUCGGUCGGUCGUUCGCGGGUGUUAUGCAGCGGGUCCCGGGUGCCGGCGCGCGUGUUACCGCCGGAAGUGCCGGGAGUGCCGGAAGGGUCGGGGGCAGCCCCGAGGGGGGGCGGUAGGAGGCGGACUCGGUGGUGGAGGAGAGCGUCUUCGCUCCUGUCUGGCGGCCCCCCGGGGCGGAGGGGCGCCGCCGCUGCCGCCGCGGGCGUCGCGAGCGUCUCGAGCGUCUCGGGCCCGCCUCCAAAGUACUGGCCGCCAAAUGCGCAACCGGGAAAUCCUGUUUCAUGUUCAUGUUCUGGAGCAAGCGGACGGUGCUCACUAGACGUCUGCUAAAGGCCAAGGUCCGCGGGGAGCAUGAAACCGAGCGUGAAGCUCAAGAGGUCGAACGGUAUCACCCCGCUGCGAACGGUAGCGACGCGAGCCCCGGCAUCCCGACGGCGCCGACCAGGGGCUGCUGCUCCGGGGCCGACAGCGACCCCGAGGACCCGGCCGACGACCGACUGCUGCGCUGCAAGGACCUCCUCAAGUCCCUCAAGGAGACGCAGCUCGAGAUGCUGCUGGCCGCUGUCGAGGGCGGCGGUGCCGACCUCGGCGAGUGCGUCCUCGUCCCGCGCCGAGGCCCGCCCGCCCCCGACGACUGCCCCGAGGACUCUGGCGAGCGGCCGCGCCGCCACCCGCACCUGCGCCACUACCACCACCGCCACCCCCACCGGCGCCGGCACCUCCACCACCCGCAGCUCCCGCCGGCGCCCCCCGAGCCCCAGCGUUGCCGCGUCCGCGGGGCGCCGCACCUGCUCUGCUGCCAGAUCUGGCGCUGGCCCGACCUCUCGCGGCCCUCCGAGCUCAAGAGACUUCCCGUCUGUCAUUCCGCUAAAGACCCCGUCUACGUGUGCUGCAACCCCUACCACUGGAGUCGACUCUGCAAGCCCGAGUCGCCGCCACCCCCGUACUGCCUGAUCGCCGAGCGUCUGAGACCCGAGGAUCGUGCACCGAGCGAAGGAAGCCCCGGGCAAUACGGAAACACAUUACCCAUGCCACUUCCAGGCUCUCUCACCACCAACGGAGAAGGUGAGGCCGGGCAGAAGGAGUGGUGCACCUUGGCGUAUUGGGAACUGGGUGGCAGGGUCGGACGACUUUACCCCGUCGAACCGUCGACGGUGAACGUCUUCGACUCUUUACACGACGGCGACGGCCUCUGCUUGGCGACUCUAGCGGAAAACCACACGGCGCCGCCUGCCGUACAAAGGACGCGCAGCAAAAUCGGGCUUGGUCUGAUGCUUAGCCAGGAAGCGGACGGCGUGUGGGCGUACAACAGGUCGGAGAGCCCGAUCUUCGUGAACUCGCCAACCCUGGACGACCCGGAGUCGCGGACAUUAUUGGUGUAUCGGGUGCCCCCAGGUUUCUGUUUGAACAUUUUCGACCGGUCCAAAAUCCGCCAGGGUCCAUACCAUGGCACGGGGUCGUCGGCGACCUCGGGCUUCGCCUCGGGCCCGGUCGACGUCAACUCCGUCCGCAUCAGCUUCGCCAAGGGCUGGGGUCCGAAGUACUCCCGGCAGGAGGUGACCUCGUGCCCGUGCUGGCUGGAGGUGCUCCUAGCACCUUGCAGGUGAUCUCCGGGUUAGCGGACUCCGGUUUCAGCCUGGACUUCGCGGUUGGACCGCUUCGUCCUGGAGGGUUCCGAGGGAGCUCGAGGGACCUGGUGCGAGUCUCGCGUUAUACUCCGGAGGAGAUGCGAUGCCACUUGACGGGACUUGGGAUACUCUGCUCCUAGAAGAGCAGAUCCUGGAUCCAUGUCCUGGAAGCGGCUACGGAGCGUCGUUCGAAGAGGAGCUUCAUCGGGGAGACGCGGGUCUUUUACGCGAAAGUUCAAUCUAGUCCAGCACCGUUCUCUUUAGCUUAACACGGUGCGUGCAAGGAACCCUCUCGUCUCCGGGAGUCCCUUGAGUGCGACCGGAGAGACCAUGAUAAGGGAAGGCAGGGUGCAACCAUGGGCGUGAUAACAGGGUCGGCCAGAUUAGGGACUCGGUGGAAACUGGCCUUAUGCAGAGGUGAAGUGCUCGCCAUCCGAGCACCCUUUGUUGAGCACUCCCUUCGUCCUGGGAGAGGAAAGAAGGGGAUUUGUAGGUUAAGAUUAGGCCGCGAUCGGCGUCCUCCUCGAGCAGGGCUGCGAAAGACCCCAUGAGUUUCGUGGAAACACUCUCACUGCUUUUAGUUCUCCUUCUGGGCUCUUUUAUUCGUCUCUCUUCGUCUUCUUAUUGCCUUAAGUUUCCCGCGGAAUGCACACUAUUGUUAUCACGAAAUAUGAAAUUAAUAUUAAGGCUGGGGCUAUAUGAGAGUCAAAAACGACGUACCGUCCGCCGAAAUUGUAUUAUGAUCUAUUAUGAUCUACACAAGAAUAACGUGCGUCGCCUCUGUGAAAAUAUAACGUCCGUUGAAACGCACGUUACUUUCGACGCUCGAGUGGCCCUAGCAUAAGAAUAUAAUCUACCGUUUGUUAUUGUUGGCAGAAAAUAUUUGUCUCCAUUUCUCCGUGUUUCUAACCAAGGAUUUCGUUCCUUGUUAUUUAUUUACUCUUUUAGGCUCUUAAAAAAAAAUUAUUCUCAUAAUAAAAAUUAGAGUCGUGCGUUGUAACAUCGAGUCUCGUUCAUUUCGCAGGGAGACUUUCUGCCGAAGAAUUCGAUAGAAGACCAAAUAAGCUUAAAACAUCCGGAGCUUUUUAGUGAAUGAGGCUGAGAAAAGUAUCAAGUUUUUGUCUGGGGAGAAACGUUGGCAACCCUGACUCCGAUGCGAGGUGGAACUGUCGAAGACGUGCUCCGAAUGGAGGAGCACGUUUCAAUUAGAGACCAGCGUGGAGUAACGUCGUGUGUGUUUUUAAGCCCAGAAAGAGUAGAUCGUGCUCUCGUUUCGCAGCUAAAUAUAAAUAUACAACCACUCGACAUUUAAUUUAUAAGCAUGGACGGAGUUAUCCCACGUUGCUCUUAAAUUUCCGCCAAGGAGCACGCGGUUGGUCCCCAUUGCCGUAAAGCUUGCAUGUACUCGCCGACUUCCGGGCUGAUAUUGUUGCAAGCCUCGUGUUGGAUUCUCAUAAGUCGUUAACUGAGUGGAACGCGUAUCCAAUUAGCGAGGAUUAAUUUAUUUUAGUAAUAAUACUGUCAAUAGCCAUUCGAAAAAAGUUUUACUGCCUUCGGUCCAGCAGACUUUACAAGCCUGUCUGGGUGGUAUAGACAAUGUUGUAAGACUCGUUCUAAGCAGAUACUCAAUCGAUUCGGAAGAAACACGAUCAAGUACACCAUUACAUUAAUGGCGACGGCACGCUCAAUCGGUGUAAUUGAUUUUAACUUAAGGCAGUUGCAAUUUAAACAUGAUGGCGAAUUUGUUGCAUGCCUCAGUACAUGCGGUAGAGUCUCAAACAAGUUCAUGGACCUCAGCUGAUCGUGUUUUUACUCUAGACAUGCCCCUCCAGGAUUUUAAUUUUCGAUAAAUAACCCGUUGCUGUUAAGAAACGCCGUACACUUUAACAUACACUGAUAGAUAUGUAUUGAUUUUUCAUUUUCUUUGCAGACCGAAACCGUUGUAAUGGACGAAGACAUUCAUGGGGUAUGGUCGAAUCAAAAUUUCAGUAACGUCGGUUAAACUAUAGUCACUGCAAAUACACUUAACUCGCGUGAAUCCAACACGAGGUUUUCAGACCGCGCCGUACCCUGCAAUGAGGUAAAUUCCAUGAUGUAAAGAAGACAUGAUAUUCUCCCACGGAGGUCUUUUUGCCUCUUUCUACGCCUUCCGAACCGCCGCCAUAUUGCAAUAUGGCCGCGAUUCAUUUGCAAGUAUCAAAACAAAUUAAUUGUUUUCAAGACUGCUCGCUAAGAUCAUUACAAAACGGGGGGAACACGAAACGUACUAUUUAUACAGAUAUUUAUGUCGUCACUUUUAAAUUUACUUUCUAUCUGGCAGUAUAUUUUCAUUGAUCGGGUAGUGGCGACAUUUUGGAUGUACACUGUGUUCCGCACGCGUCCUUUAUUUCUCGUAUUAAAGUACUUUUACCUGUAAUCUAAUAGCCUCUUUUUACACUAAUAGUUCAUCUGUCAAAAGAGCCACGUGGUAGCAUGACUUGUCUACUUUGCAUCAUGGUAGAUAUUCCCCAAAUAUCCUCAACUCGGCAACCGGAACUCGUCGAGGGCGAGGUCUACGAAAAGUGGCGGCUCGUGUCGAAAAAUUCCCUAGGGAUUCUUGUGACACUGUACCGAAUGCAUUACGCAGCUGCGUGCGUACCUAGAUCGUGCCUUCCCUGCUUCCUUCGCGAGAAAAUUCGCGUACCGAGACCCCCCGGAGCUUCGUACUACGGUAAUACCGUACUGUGAUAAGAGUCCGAUACGUCUGUCGGUAUCCAGGCCUGCCAACCGUCCGUCGAUGGACAUGCAUCACUCGCCAGAAAAAUUGCAACACCACACGAAAAAUUGGGGAAAUCGUCUAACAAGUAUCGUUUAGGAUAAUGUAAAGAGGUGAUGAUUCAAUUUUGGUGUAUACUUAAGAAAAUAAUGUAACCGCCGAGAUAUGGCCGCACUCCAUUAUACUAAACGAUACAUGUGCCGAUAUGCACAUCUUCGCUUUCUUAGGUGUUGCAUCACCUUUUGGUAGCAGUCUCUUUAAGGCGAUAUGAAAGUGGCAUCAAAGAGAUCUCGUUUAUUAAACUUAUCUCCGAUCUGGGUGUACCGAAUAGUUUUAAACCUUACAAUGUUAAUAUAUAAGCUAUAAGGAAGGCCCCGA
Messenger RNA from Orussus abietinus, 5064 nucleotides. RefSeq names its product mothers against decapentaplegic homolog 6 (gene Dad). Gene Ontology annotation, biological process: anatomical structure morphogenesis; cell differentiation; transforming growth factor beta receptor signaling pathway. Gene Ontology annotation, cellular component: heteromeric SMAD protein complex. The transcript has 5 exons. Lineage: Eukaryota; Metazoa; Arthropoda; Insecta; Hymenoptera; Orussidae. The coding region runs from base 585 to 1910 and encodes 441 amino acids. The record is from RefSeq and is a predicted model, not a curated record. Gene Ontology annotation, molecular function: transcription regulator inhibitor activity; I-SMAD binding.